CUUGAAAGUGGUUAAAGAAUAUGUCUCAUUUGAUAAAUCGUGGAAAGAUGGAAAAAGUUUUUACAAGCGCUUAAAACUUUUGUAUGAACUAUGGGGAAAGGAACGCUUGCCUCGCGGCUAUGGAGUCUUGCCACGACCUCGCGACUGCCCAAGAGCUUCAUUUCCGUCUCCAACGCCUUAUGCGACCCAGAGGCGAUGUCUACGCGCUCAACAAGGUGAUCGACAUGUAUGGCCGGUGUGGUAACACGGAGAUUGCUCGAUGGAUCUUCGAUGGCAUUCACAAGGAUUCCUUUUCAUGGGUGCUCAUGCUCUGCGCUUACGCACGCAAUGGGCAGCUUCAGGAGGCCAGAAGGAUCUUUGAGCAAAUGCCCGAGUACGAUGUCGUGAGCUGGAACUCGCUUCUUGCUGCAUAUGCCCAAAACGGGCAUCUUGACGAUGCUCGGCGUUUAUUCGAGGCCAUGCCGGAGAGAAGUCUUGUCUCGUGGAAUCUGAUGCUUUCAGUAUACGCGCUCAACGAGAGCCUAGAUGAAGCAAAGAGAUUGUUUGACGAGAUGCCCGCUUGGAAUCUGGUUUCAUGGACGACGCUGCUUGCAUCAAAUGCCUUGCAUUUCAGUCACAAGAUCUUCGAUCAGAUGCCUGAGUAUGAUGUUGUUUCUUACAACGCGAUGGUUGAUGCUUUUGGCCAAAGGCAAAAAUUUCUAGAAGCCAAAGACGUCUUUGAUGGAAUCCCGGAGCCAAACCUGGUAUCUUGGAACACAAUGCUUGCAGCGUAUGCCCAAUCCGGGCAUACCAAAGAUGCCGCGGACUUGUUUAAGAUAAUGCCAGAAAAGAAUAUCGUGUCGUGGACCAUUUUGAUGGUGGCGUAUGGAAACACUGGCGACGUGGAAUAUGCUCGAUUUUUGUUUUUGUUGAUGCCCGAGUGGAAUCUCAUGACAUGGAACGCUCUACUAGCUGCAUAUUCCCAAGGAGGGUAUCUGGAAGAAUCGAAGGCGGUGUUUGAUUCCAUGCCUUUCCAAGACUCGGUAUGUCGGACAACGAUGCUAGCAGUGUAUUCUCGCCAAGGGUGUCUUGGAGAGGCUCAAGCUUUGUAUAAUUCCAUUCCAUUAAAGAGCGUGGUAUCGUCAAAUGCUAUCAUGUCGGUAUAUACCCAGUUUGGGCAUGUUGUUCCUGCAAAGAAUCUUUUCGACCGGAUGCCGUGCUUGAGCAUCUUUUCCUGGAACGUCAUGCUUGCGGCAUACACUCAUAGCUCCAGAUUUACUUCAGCUUUGGAGCUCUUUGACUCGAUGAAGAUCAUUGAGAAAAGUUUUGAUUCUUCUACUCUCCUCUUGGUUUUGAUGGCUUGCAGUCGAGCCGGAAAAGUUUACAGUGGUCGAUGUAUCUUCGUCUCCUUGACCCAGGAUUUUGGCAUGAAGGCUACCAAGCAGCAUUUUUGCUGCUUGGUUGAUAUGCUUGGACGGGCUGGGCAUUUGGACGACGCCGAGAGUUUGGUUUCGAGCAUGCCUUUUGUUCCCGAGGCGUCGGACUGGACUUGUUUGUUGGGGGCUUGCAAGAGUCACAGUGCAAUGGAAAAUGGAGCUCGGGUCACACAGAAACUUGUUGAGUUGGACCCCAAGUAUGGAGCUUCGUAUGUUUUGCUUGCUAAUACUUUCUCAGCACAUCCUAGAAAACAAGUUUUGCCGGAGCUGCACCCUGACCAAUGCAUCCAGCUAAAGAUUUUUAUGCUGAAUGAACCAGGUAUAACCGUUUAAUUCGCAGUUUCUUCUCCCUUGAUCGAAUUCUAGGCACGGGAAAUUCACCAGGAACAUGUCUCAACACGCAACUAGCAUCUGGAAGCUCAUUUCUCGACUGACGUGCCGCGUCCCUUUUAUGCGCAAACGAAUUAUCAAACGCGGAUUCAUCCCUUUUAUGCGCAAACGAAUUAUCAAACGCGGAUUCAUCCCUUCAGGCCGAGAAAGCUCACAGUCACAAAAAACAUAUGAACCGUGUGGAUUCCAAUGACUUGCGAGGAAAAAGAAAAAGAGGAUGGUUGCUGUAAAGCUUGACAAAAGCCCACCCGUGAUGAAAAGCGAAGCUAUCUUAGCUCGUCUUCACACACGACCGAUCUACACGUACUGCCUAUCAAAACUCCGUGAGUGAAGGAUGCCAUUCACGAGGCGUUACUGCUCAGCCAAGCAUUUACUUUCUUCAUGUACACUCAAAUAUAACAUCUUGGCUCUUGGUAGAUGCAAAGGGAUCUUCUACAAGCUCUUUUACAAGAGUUUUUACAAGAAGUGGGGCAGCCGCUACUUUCACAAGGGUAUGAAGUUAUCCUUUCGUUUUUUUCUGUUUUUUUUCUUGGACCUGUUUGAGUUCUUUGAGCCACAUAGACAGGAGUUAUGAUAUUCCACCAUACGAGCGGAGUCACGCUUGUAGCUUUUCUUCCUCUUUUGAGUUUGCCAAGUAGAAUACCACACUGUACAGAGAGGAAAGGCGUGCGUAUACAGAGAAAGUCUCUACGUACGAGAUGACAAGGAGUGGUAAGUGGUUUCUCGUUUUUCUUCCAUUUUCCUCCCUGUGCUCGCUGUGCGAGUGUGCGGCUUGUCCCAAAUUCUUAGUGACAGAGGCAGUCUGUGAGAGCGCUGAGCCCCCAGUCCUUGUUGUGUUAUUCUCAGCUUUUAAGAUCUGGAACACAGGCUCUAGUGUGCAUUAAAGUCACCUUUGCACUACACUACACCUCCCUUCUCUUCUUCCUGGACUGGCUUCAAGGAGAGACUGUUUAGUCCUUGACUGUGUUGUCACAUUUAUUCCCAUUGAAAGUGAGAGCCACCAAAAGAAAGAGAGGUGAAGCAAAAAAAAAAGGAGCUCUCUUUUCCUCUUUUAGUUUCCUCUUCUUCUUCCUUCUUCUAUUUCUUGCACUUCAAGGAUUGCGAGGCUGUUUCCAUCGAAGCUUCAUGGAUGGCGAUGGGAUCCAUUAGAAAACUAUACGUGGAGGGCGGCGAGCAUAAACUCUCCACUCCAAACCGAUCUAAGUUUUCGUGGAUUUUGUUUUGGAACAUUGACUAAGCAGCAACACCACAUGACACAUGACGAGAACGUCGUGUGAGGCGUAUGUGACAACGAAACCAACAAAUCGCACAAGUAGAGAGAGAUGGAUAUUAUAGAACUAUGAUCUUAUAGUGACUGUGAUCUUAUAGCAACUCUUGUUUAACAAGGUUGGGGUCCUCCUUCUCUUCACUCGA
Selaginella moellendorffii is the source of this 3218-nucleotide messenger RNA. Its product is annotated as pentatricopeptide repeat-containing protein At4g02750. Lineage: Eukaryota; Viridiplantae; Streptophyta; Lycopodiopsida; Selaginellales; Selaginellaceae. Gene Ontology annotation, molecular function: protein binding. The transcript is spliced from 6 exons. The record is from RefSeq and is a predicted model, not a curated record. The coding region runs from base 84 to 1748 and encodes 554 amino acids.